AUGUAAUAAAUAAAUUUUACUCAAAAUGAAAUCUCUCACUAAAAUUAAUUUACUCUUGAUGAAUAAUCAAAAAAAUAUCAAGUUAAAGAGUCAAAUGAGUUAUAACAAUUCAAUCCUUUAGGACUGUCCUUAUAUUUGGAAGCUAAUUGCCAACAAGAUGUAAUAGCAAAACAAUUAUUUUCUCAAAUUUUGAAAAUGAUUGAAGAUAAAUUGUAUGAAAUAGAAUAAAGAUUGGAUAAUCGAGAAUAUUUAAAUGCCUAAAUUAACUUAUUGAAGUUACCCGACUAAUAUGCUGCAUAAGAAUACAAUGAUGAUCUAUAAUCAGAUCAAAUUAAAUAAAGUAUAGAAAAAAAUUAUUUAGGAAAAUUUAGUGAUUUAUCUAAUCUUGACGCAAUUUCUCCUCAAAUAGAACAAAAAUUCGAUAUAGAUCAGAAAUCAUCAAAAAAGCCUUUUAGAUCUCGUUCGUCAGCCGAUAGAGCCAAGACUGUAACAAUUAGAACUGAUAUCAAAAAUACAUCUAAUACAGAUGAAUUAUGUUAAAAAAUGGAAUAAUUUUAGAAUAAAUUAUGGCUAUUAACAGAAUAAAUGAAUUAAAUAUCAUAACAGGAAAGUUAAUUUGAAUAGCUAAUAAAUGAUGAAAUAAAAGAUAGUUAAGAUAGGCUAAUUUAAAAUGAAUAAGUUAUUAAGUAACUAUAUUCAACAAAUUAAGAAAUAACCGAAAAUUAAAGAGAAUUUCUAACACAUUUAUCAUAGGCAAGAUAGGAAAUUAAUUAUUUUUCAUCAGAAUUAACUCGAUUUUAAUAGGAGAAUAAGAUGAUAAUGUAAUAGUUGGAGUAAAAUUAUUUGGAGAUUUAAAAAUAAAUUAAGGAGAAUAAGAAUGAAAUAACUUUAUAAAAAUCAUGUUUAGAAUGUAUUGAUAAUGAUUUUCUGGUGCUUUUAAAGAAAUUUAAAGACUUAUAUCACGAACUUGCCAAAAAAAAAUUUGAUUCUAGCUAAUAAAGGAAGCCUCUUUAAUGA
Paramecium tetraurelia is the source of this 1017-nucleotide messenger RNA. RefSeq lists its product as uncharacterized. NCBI's taxonomy places the organism in Eukaryota, Ciliophora, Oligohymenophorea, Peniculida, Parameciidae. The transcript is spliced from 2 exons. The record is from RefSeq and is a predicted model, not a curated record.